This is a messenger RNA of Hemibagrus wyckioides, 1547 nucleotides long. It is a transcript of the gene crtap, whose product is annotated as cartilage associated protein. NCBI's taxonomy places the organism in Eukaryota, Metazoa, Chordata, Actinopteri, Siluriformes, Bagridae. Bases 18 to 1280 code for a protein of 420 amino acids. Gene Ontology annotation, cellular component: endoplasmic reticulum. Gene Ontology annotation, molecular function: protein binding; collagen binding. Gene Ontology annotation, biological process: peptidyl-proline hydroxylation to 3-hydroxy-L-proline; collagen fibril organization. The transcript is spliced from 7 exons. The record is from RefSeq and is a predicted model, not a curated record.
AGCCAAUCUGGCAACCCAUGCCCUGGUCCUCGGCUCUCCUCAACUUGUUCAAACUCCCUCACGCUCCGAAAUUUUCCCACAUCAGCCCCAAAAUGGCCUCCUUGCAGUUCUCUGUAAGUUUCGCUCUGGUUCUCGGUUUGUUCUCGACGGUUCUGGCUCAGUAUGAGAAGUACAGCUUCCGCAGCUUUCCGCGUCACGAGCUCAUGCCACUGGACUCGGCGUACAGGCACGCGCUGGACCAAUACACCACGGAGAAGUGGCCGGAGACUGUGGAGUAUCUGGAAGUGAGCCUCCGCUUGUACCGGCUCCUCCGAGACAGCGAGGCCUUCUGCAACCUGAACUGCAGCUCUGCGCGCCUGGACUCAGAGGAGCGCUUCUCCGACUUCCCCGAGCUGCGCGCUUUCGGGAACGUGAUGAAGCGCGCUCAGUGUCUCAAGCGCUGCAAGCAGGGCCUCCCAGCCUUCCGCCAGACUCUUCCCAGCAGAGAAACCAUGGACGAGUUCGAGAGACGAGAACCUUACAGAUACCUGCAGUUUGCUUACUUUAAGAGCAAUAACCUGGCAAAAGCUGUGUCUGCUGCACACACCUUCCUAGUGAAACAUCCUGAUGAUGAAAUGAUGCAGAGGAAUAUGAACUACUACAAGAGUUUACCUGGAGCCGAAGAGCAUCUUAAAGACCUGGAGACCAGAUCAUAUGAGAUGCUGUUUGUUCGAUCAGUGCGGGCGUAUAACGGAGAUAAUUAUCGAACGUCUGUGACUGAUAUGGAGCUGGCACUACAAGACUUCUUCAAGGCUUAUGACGAAUGUAUUGCUGCCUCGGAGAGUUCCAGGGAAAUCAAAGAAUUUAAAGAUUUUUACCCCUCAAUUGCAGAUCACUACACUGAGGUUCUUGAGCGGAAGGUUCGUUGUGAGAGCAAUCUGACUCCAGUUGUUGGUGGAUAUGUUGUAGAGAAGUUUGUGGCAACCAUGUAUCACUACCUUCAGUUUGCCUAUUAUAAAUUGAAUGACUUGAAGAAUGCUGUUCCAUGUGUUGCAAGCUACAUGCUCUUUGACCCUAAUGAUGAGGUGAUGAAGAAUAACGUGGAUUAUUAUAAGUAUCACAAAGAGAAGUUGGGUCUUGCUGAUGAGGACUUCCUACCCAGAUCAGAGGCAGUCCGAUACCGUAAUCAGACAACACUACAGCUGCAGAUGUUAAAAUUUGCCAGACAAAACCUGCGGCAGGAUGACGAGGGAGAAGUCCUGGAGUUUCUAGACGAGUAUCUUGAUGCUGAAGAGGAGUAGUAUUGAAUUAAUUGUUUUAUGCACUGAAAAUAACCAAGUCAGGAUAGGAACAGAACAGUUUUGUGAACAAUGAUCUUUUUCCAGCUUAUGUUUGUAUUUAUUUUGGGUAUUGGGGUUCUUUUGUAUUCUGUAGGCACCGAACACAUGGUCCAUAUAAACAAUUUGAUAAUUGUUUGUUCCAUGAUGCCAUAAAGUACAAUCAGUGUAAUUCAGAAGGAUGAAUAAAAUUUCUGUUUGUCAUUAUUUGAAAAUAAAUCUAAAAAAUUC